Molecule: messenger RNA, 2326 nt
Organism: Vespa mandarinia (Asian giant hornet)
Lineage: Eukaryota; Metazoa; Arthropoda; Insecta; Hymenoptera; Vespidae
Product: aladin
Biological process (GO): nucleocytoplasmic transport
Cellular component (GO): nuclear pore
Molecular function (GO): protein binding
Source: RefSeq, a predicted model, not a curated record
CUAAUAAAUUUGGAUACAAGUGAAAUAUGAAAACGAAAAUUAACGAUUCUAGAUUAAUUAACUAUUUAAUUAUAUCUAGAGGAAGUGUUUGUUAAUUUAUUACGUUUGUAGCAGACGCCGUUGAACAUGUGUGCAAGAUAUCUAAUUGACUAAAAUGAUGCAUUCAGGUUCGAACGUUCUACUCAAUUUCUAUGACUUUAUUUAAAGUAAUCAUUUAAUUGACAAAAGUUAUAUCCCUUAAUGUCGUACAGUGACAAGAAUUAUUCAAGAUGAUGAUAUUGUCUUUAAAUAAAUUCCAAUCUCCAGAGUUUAAUAAACUGGCCUCUGCUGGUAUUUGUGGAGGUAUUAUGGGUUACACCGAUCAUAUAGAAAUGCAUGAUGAAAUGCACCCUUUUUACGAAUAUCUACGUAACUAUCCAGCAAUUUCUAUUACCAGUGAUAUGCUUGGCGCGCGUGAAUGUAUUCGCACUAUCAACAAUGGUUAUUUAUUCCAACCCAUUCAAGACAGUAUAUUUAAAAGAAUUAUAAGCAUAUGGAGGGAAAAAGGAUUUACAGAAGCUUUACGUUUUGCUGCAUCUGCGGAUUCUGAACAUGUAACUAAAGCUAUACAUUGGAUAGCUGUAAAGCUCACAUGGGCUUUAGACGCUAUGGAGAAAGGUAUUUUUCAAAAAGAAGUUUUACCAACCAUUGGAUCAGGAUCCAUUGCUGAUAUAGUCUCUACACGUGAUUGGAAUACCUCCAUUAUACGUUGCAUUUCAUGGCAUCCACAUUGCACCCGUUUAGCUGUUGCAACCAGAGACGACAGAAUACGUAUAUUUUCAGAGGGUAUAUCAGGAAUACCAAUAUUACGACAUAGUGCCCAAAAAUUCAUUUAUCAAUUAAGUUGGAGUCCUUAUGCUGGAAGAGUAUUAGCUGCUGCAUGUCAUAUAGGUGUUUUAAUAUGGACGAUUGAACUAGGUGCUGCUAGUAAUAUGUUAAGCCAUGCUGUGGUAUUAAAGCGAAGAAAUCAUACUCCUGUUACCAGUGUGGCCUGGCAUCCACAGGGUGAUAUAUUGGUCUCUUGUUCACCUAAUGAUUCUAAUAUGAUCGUAUGGGAUGUUUCCAAAAAGGAAGGUGUACCAUUAAAGCGAGUAGGUGGUGGUGGAUUAUGUUUUGUACAUUGGUCUUUUUGUGGAAGUCGUUUAUUUUCUGCCACGUGUAGGAACAUUUUUAGAGUUUGGCGAUCUGGUACUCCAACACCUUGGUAUGCAGAAAGAUGGACUGUACCAUCCGGACGUAUUGCUGCUGCUUGUUUUGGACCAGAUUUAGCAUUGAUAUUUGCGUCGAGCGAUGAUCCUAUUAUAUUUUCAUUACCACUUCAAGAGAAUAUUUUUGAUACUAAAUCAUCAUUCGAUGAAAUCAAUGUAGCAUAUCCUAUAAUAAAUUUAGCUGAAGUCCGUUUCACGUCGGAUAUAAAUGAAGAUUCUGUUACAGUCGGUGGUCGAAUAAUAGCAAUGGAAUGGGAUCCUUCUGGUAAAUAUCUUGCUGUCCUCUUUCAGAAGAGUCCAUUGAUCGUUUUAAUACAAACGAAAGUAAGAAAUCUAGGAAGAGCGGUCGAAGUAAAACCAUUUUGUUUCGUUCAAGGUUUACCCGGAGAAGUGCCAAAUUGUAUUAAUUUUUAUAAAAAAUAUCCUUCCACGGAUUUAAUAAUCUGUUUGACUAUUGCUUGGAGUAGCGGACGUAUACAACAUUUUCCUAUCUCCCACUCUUAUAACGACAAUGAUGAUUGGAUUUAAAUAUCCUUUUUACGUUAUUGUUCGACUACAAAAUUUCAUAGAGAAUUUCAUUAAAAAAAAAAAAAAAAAAAAAAAAAAAAAAAAAAAAAAAAAAAAAAAAAAAAAAAAAAAAAAAUGUAACUUCAAUUUCGAUAUCCGUAUUUUCUUGUCUUAUUUCCGAGAUAUAUAUACACAAGUAUGGAAUGGAAAUUACAUAAUUUUUCUAUCGGUCUUUGACUUGUCAUUAUGUUGGAGAGAGAGACAGAGAGAGAGAGAGAGAGAGAAAAGAAAAAAAAAGAAAAGAAAACGUGGUCCAAUGUUAGGGUCUCCGACAUGCUACGUGAGUAACGUAUAGGACAUACAAGUUCUCGAGUUCGGUACCUAAUUAUACGAAGUCACAUGCAGAGCGCACGCCUUUCUAUUUUUACGUUGCUUGACCGAAUGCUAUAUACCACGAGAGAAUGUUAUGCAUCCCUAGCUAUUUCCAAUACGUACUAUGUGUCAUCCGAUUUAUGGGUGUAUUCCUACUCUUUAUACAGUGAUGUAAUCUCAAAAAUAAAUAAUAAAUAAUA